Trematosphaeria pertusa is the source of this 908-nucleotide messenger RNA. Its product is annotated as ribonuclease III. Bases 60 to 704 code for a protein of 214 amino acids. The record is from RefSeq and is a predicted model, not a curated record. Gene Ontology annotation, molecular function: ribonuclease III activity. Gene Ontology annotation, biological process: RNA processing. The transcript is spliced from 2 exons. NCBI's taxonomy places the organism in Eukaryota, Fungi, Ascomycota, Dothideomycetes, Pleosporales, Trematosphaeriaceae.
GCCACAUUCUCGCCAGAUGCAGUACCAUCGAUCCGCAGUGAAUGCAGCUCUGGUAUAUUAUGCCCAUUAACUAUUCUCUUAAAGUAACCCAAAUAGGACGCGCAUCCGACACUGCAUCAACUGCGCGAUCAACUUCGAAACCCACGCCCACCGCAGUCAUGGCUCACUACUGCUCCAUGGACGCUCGCGUCGAACUCGCUGAAUCCAUCCUAGAUUAUACAUUCGUUGACAAGACGCUAUGCCUUGAAGCUCUGAUGAUGGCAGGCGGUCCUUGUGGCACCAAAGCAAUGGCGACAUACAAUGGCCAACUAUACCCUGUCGAUAAGAACACACGCUUAGCGGUUGUUGGAGAUCGCUUGCUCGAUACCGUACUCAGCGAGAUGUGGUUCGCGACAGGACGUAUCAAAGACGACGAGACAAAGAUCCGGCUCGCGCUAACCAGCAACGACGCACUGGCAGUCCGUGCAGAGAGCCUCGGCCUUGACAAGUGCAUCCGGGUGAACGAUGGCCAGGCCAAGAUUUCGCCGUACAUGAACGCCACGACGUUGGAAGCGUUGGUUGGCGCCGUGCAUUUGGAUGUCGGAGGUGGAGGAGCGGGAUUUGAGGCUGUGCGCAAGGUCAUGACGAGAUUAGGAUUUCUUGAGCAUACACUGCUGAAGGCGAAAAGAGAGGUGAUGGGGCAUAGUGGGUUUAUGGCGCCGUGAAGUGCGGUUUGAAACCGGAUGUGACUGAAAGGACGAGGGAGACUUUAGAGUUAGGUGAUGGCAUAAUAGAUGAAAGGAUGGAUAUGCGGUCGGUAGGAUGGAAAACAGACCAAAAAUGAAGAAACAUGGUGGCAAAGUAGCGAAGAGCCUUGUUCUGAGCCCUUUUUGGAGGUUCUUGACCUUGCUGGUGGCUUCAACUCAUUA